AUUUGAUGCUUGUAACAUGAGUUUCUCUCCGAGAAAUUUGACAAGCGUAAGCGUAGAUUCGCAUUACGCACGGCGUGAUGUGACUUUCGCGUGCCCGGCAAUGCGGAAAUGGCAACACGGCUCAGUUGAAGCCGGAGCGAGACAGCUAGGACGAUUUUUGAGAAAACAGGCAUUCACGAGUUAUCUAUUCAACAAUAUAGUUUAUCAUCAUGACUUCAAGAUUGGACCGACUAUUCAUAUUAUUAGAGACUGGAACAAACGCAGUUACCAAAAGAGCAGCUGCGCAACAGUUGGGAGAAGCACAGAGAUUACAUCCUCAUGAUCUGCAUCAUCUAUUAGCAAGAGUCUCUACCUUGUUAAAAUCUCCACAAUGGGAUACUCGAAUAUCAGCAGCUCAUGCUGUACAAGCUAUACUUGCUCAAGUUCCAUCUUGGGAUCCACAGCCAAUUAAAAAAGAAAACUCUACAGCAGAUGAAUCAGAAACGAUUAAACGCAAAGCCUCCACUACCAGAUUGAAUUUAGAGUCUUUUGACAUGAGCAGAGUUCUAGCUCGCAGUUCACAUCUUACUGGCUCUGAGGGUAGCGAAUAUGAUUUAACUAUAUCGGAAGGAGAGCAGUUAUCGCUUCCUAGUCAGCAAGAAAAAUUAGCUGCAAAGCUAGGCCUUCAUCCACGUUUGAUGGGUGUUGAUGAUUUGUUUACCGUCGACGACCUUACCCCACAGACGCCAUGUGCAACCCAACCUGCUACUAUACCUAUAGACGAAACUUUGAAACAACCAGGGGGCUUAAGCAGGAGAGAAAUGAAUAGAGCGAAACGCAAAGCGCGUCAGUCAGUGACAAAACAACGAUCACGUGAACCAGAUGAUCAUCGCACUAAUGAUGACCAUUCAAAUUCAAUGAAUGUUCAAUCUCCAGUGAAUAAUAUUGGUGAACCACCGACUAAAAAAGUAAUACUAGAGGAUAUGAUCUCAGAUCCUGGAUCAAAAUGCGGCAUAUCUAAUGAACAAGUAAUCGGAGUACCAGAUAGUACUGGAUGUUGGCCAGAUUCUCUGGUAGACUGGCCUUUAGAAUCCUUCGCGGAAAGUCUUUGCCAGGAUUUAUUUAGUCAGAAAUGGGAAGUGCGUCAUGGAGCAGCGACAGCUUUACGGGAACUUAUAAGACUUCAUGGAAAAGGAGCGGGCAAAUCCACUGAUCAAACGCUGGAAGAAAUGCAAGAGAGCCAUUACGAAUGGGUGAUUGAUGCCGCCUUACGAUUAUUGUGUGUAUUAGGGCUUGAUCGAUUUGGAGAUUUUGUAUCUGACCAAGUUGUUGCACCAGUACGAGAAACAUGUGCUCAAGCAUUGGGGUCGCUCUUUCUAUUAGUGCCUGGUGGUCCAAAUGCCAAAGAUACAAAUGGUGUUUUUCCUGGAAUACUUUCUGUAGUCCUCAAACUGUUGGAAUACAACGAAUGGGAAGCGAGACACGGUGCAUUUCUUGCUUUAAAAUAUUUACUAGCCGUACGAGACGAUCUUUUGGACGAGGUAUUGCCGAAAGUAUUUCCCUCUAUUAUGCAAGGAUUAUCCGAUCCUGUCGAUGACGUAGGCGCAGCUGCUGCGAGUGCGCUUAUACCAGUAGCGCAUGCUCUUCCGCGAUUAUUAAAACCAACAGAACUGGAAGCUAUCGUAAUACGUCUUUGGCAAUUGUUAAAAGAACAAGACGAUCUGGCCGCAGCUUGUAACACCUUUAUGGGUCUUUUGGCUGCAAUACUCUCGUUACCAGCAGCACGUGCUUGCAUGACGCCCCAACCGUUAUCGCAAGUAUUACCACGUUUAUGGCCAUUUCUCAAUCAUUCAAGUUCAAGUGUACGUAAAGCCACACUGCAAACGCUACAAACUUUAACUGGAAAUGACGGCGAUUUCAAUGAAAACAAAAAGGAACGAUGGGGCGAGGGUGGUGGAUUAGUUUUGCAAGAAGCAUUGAGGCAUGUGUUUCAGUGUGUGCUAAUAGAACAUAUUAGCGCGAUACAAGACGUGGCUGAACGUGUCUGGGAAAAUCUAGUCGUGCAGAGUGAUCUCGAGUUAUUGUUACACGCAGCGUGCCCUCACGUUAGUACAUGGCUUUGUCUCGCCAUGCAACCGGAACAUGUGCCAUUCAAUCCAAACUUAUUAAUGACAGUCGCUAGUACUAAGGGCACAAGAAACAAUCAAACCUCGCCAAAUGUCACUUUCUAUGACGGGCAACCAGAUACUAAUGGUGGAAGCAGUAAUAUUAAUGCAAGUACAAAAUCAUUAUCCGAGCUGAAAAUGUAUAUUGGUGGGAUUGAAACAGUGACACUGAACGUACGAAAAGCAAACGUAGUACAGGCUCGUUGUAGGGCGUCUCGUAUGUUAGGAUUGUUGUCGUACUACGUUGUACAACCCGCACCAGAUGUCGUUUAUCCACCAGACGUGCCUAGUCCUGCACUUUGUUAUGCUAAAGUGUUAUUGGCACAUCUCAAUUCGCGAUCGGCGUUGCAACGUACUGUUGUAGGACUUACGAUGUCUCAUUGGGCGAGUGCGGAUCCAUCGAAGAUACCUGUAAUACCAGACAUACUUCGUGACAGAUUACUGGCUUGUUUAAACGAAUGUAUGUACUAUGAUGAGAUUGCGACUUCCUUUACCCGUUUACUACAUGAAAGUCGAGAUUAUAUUGCAACUUUAAAACAUUAUAAAUUGAUGGUACCAGUUGACGUAGAUUCAUCCGGCGUGAUGACUCUUGAUCAAAUCGCUGCACUUGCUAGAAAAACAAUUUCCACCCUUUGCACUGUGGGAGCAAAUGCAGGUGGAGGUGGAAAUAUUAGCGGCAGUUCAAUAGCUAUUAAAUUGAAACCUAAAUUAAUGGAGAGUUUAGAGGAGAGGAGGCGAGCUUUGGAUGUCGGAGCGGCUACGACAGCAGCACAACAACAAUUAUUGCAUGUUAUGUCAAUGGCCGCGCUCGCUGGUGCCGCUACGAUGUUACACAUUCUUCCACAAUCUCCUCAGCCACUUAAUCCGUUAGUAAAACCACUAAUGGAAUCUGUAAAACGUGAAGAAAAUGAGGAACUGCAAAAACUGGCUGCAAAACAUUUGUCUCAUUUGGUCGAACUUUGUGUUGAUAGAAAACCAUCUCCAAAUGCAAAGAUUUCUACCAAUCUAUGUACAUUCCUAUGUUCUGACGUUGAGUUUACACCACGAGUAUGUAGCACCAGCAACAAUGACGUUUUUGAUGGAAUACUCACUUUGAAUAACAGACAAAAACAUGCUGAGAGAAUAGCUUACAAUCGUGGUGCAGGUAGCGGAUUCGGCAGUGGUAGAGGUCCUGGUAGACCACCAACAACUGACAUUCCCGUUGAGGAAUUGCUUGCUUGUGAAGAACCAGAAGCCAAAGCUGCUAGAACGCGCCGUCGCGGAGCUACAUUGGCAUUAACAGCUAUAGCUACUCUCUUUGGUACUCAAUUACCUGAUCGCUUACCUGCACUAUGGGAUUUGAUUUUAUCGAAUACAUUGAAAGACACAAUCAAACAAGACAUUAUAGAAGAAGAUCACGGAAAUCAAUUAAUUUUUGGUUUACAAGUAUUAGAGAUUAUGGUGCCGAGUUUGGAUAAGUCUUUGUUACCGCCUGCUCUAGAGUGUCUACCACGUUUAUGCAAUUUAUUAGCACAUCCAUAUAAAGCCGUUAGGCAUAUGGCCUCACGAUGUAUAGCUACAUUAGCUACUCUAAAUACAGAGAAGACAAUGGUAUACAUAAUACACAGUGUUAUACCACUCUUAGACACUACUGGUAGUGAGAAGAGAUGUUCUUCAGGCUUAGUGGCACCUAACGAAGUUGAUUCCGUACGCCAAGGAGCUGCGGAAGCUCUAAGUUGCAUUGUCGAGAGCUUAGGUGUACGCGUGGUGCCAUAUGCAGUACUUUUUAUGGUACCUUUACUAGGGCGUAUGAGUGAUCAAAAUCAUUCUGUAAGACUAGUUUGUAGCGCAACAUUCGCUACGCUCGUGCAAUUGUUACCGCUAGAUCCUGGCGCAAUUACAGAUCCACCAGAUUUAGUACAAGAAAAGGCACAAGAGAGAAAAUUUUUGGAUCAACUGUUGAAUCCUCGUAACAUCCCUGAUACUAAACUACCGAUUCCCGUAGCCGCAGAAUUACGUUCUUAUCAACGUCAAGGCUUAAAUUGGCUCAAUUUUUUGAAUCGUUAUCAUCUCCACGGAGUUCUAUGCGACGACAUGGGUCUUGGAAAAACAUUACAGACGCUCUGCAUCUUGGCAUUGGAUCAUCAUCGCAAUCCAGAAGCACCGGCCAGCCUAGUAGUAUGUCCACCAACACUCACUGGUCACUGGGUAUACGAGGCCGAGAAAUUCUUCAAAGCGAAGGAUUUAUCAGUCAUUCAGUAUGCUGGUACACCUCAAGAUCGCGAAAAAUUACGUCCCCGAGUGCCACAUCAUAAGCUCGUAGUUGCAAGUUAUGAUAUUGUACGAAAAGACAUCGAAUUCUUCGAGGCCCAUCAAUGGAAUUAUUGCGUGCUUGAUGAAGGUCAUAUAAUAAAGAACGGAAAAACGAAAAGUGCUAAAGCCACGAAGCGUUUGCACGCAAAUCACAGGCUCAUAUUAUCCGGCACACCUGUACAAAACGAUGUGCUCGAGUUGUGGUCUCUGUUCGAUUUUCUGAUGCCAGGCUUUCUCGGCAGCGAAAAACAAUUUGCCGCUAAAUAUUCUCGUCCCAUUUUGGCCUGCAGAGAGCCAAAAGCAGGACCGAAAGAACAGGAAGCUGGUGCUUUAGCUAUGGAGGCUCUUCACAGACAGGUAUUACCGUUCUUAUUGAGACGAAAUAAGGAAGAUGUAUUGCAAGAUUUACCACCCAAAAUUACACAAGAUUAUUACUGCGAUUUAUCGCCUUUGCAACGUAUACUUUACGAAGAUUUCCGCACUCGUCAUUCGGCCCUUACUACCAGCUCCUCGUCUUCGAAUGAUUCUCAAAACCACGUGUUCGAAGCGUUACGGUAUUUACGUAACGUGUGUAAUCAUCCUAAAUUGGUGCUAAGUCAAGGGCAUCCGCUAUACCGAACAGUGUGUGAUAUGUUGAAGCAGCAACAAAGCACUCUAGCGGAAAUCGAACACGGUGCCAAGUUACUUGCAUUGAAACAGCUACUAUUAGAUUGUGGCAUAGGACAACAACAACAACAAACUCGCAAUUCUUCCAUUGCCGUGAAUCUUACUGCAGAAAGCACCCAUUCUCAGGAACAGCAAUUAGUCAGCCAGCAUCGGGCUUUAAUUUUCUGUCAGUUAAAAGCAAUGUUGGACAUUGUAGAGGAAGAUUUACUUCGCACGCAUCUACCAACAGUAACAUAUCUCCGUCUGGAUGGCAGUGUGCCAGCAACACAGAGACAUUCUGUCGUAGCGCGUUUCAAUGCUGAUCCAUCGAUAGACGUUCUUUUAUUGACCACUCAGGUCGGUGGUCUUGGAUUAAACUUAACGGGAGCAGACACUGUUAUAUUCGUGGAACAUGACUGGAAUCCCAUGAAAGAUCUCCAAGCAAUGGACCGCGCGCACCGCAUAGGUCAGAAGAAAGUAGUCAACGUGUACCGCUUAAUUACUAGAGCGACAGUGGAGGAGAAGAUCAUGGGACUACAGAAAUUUAAGCUUCUCACUGCAAAUACAAUAAUAUCAACGGAGAACGCUUCUUUAGAAACUAUGGCUACUGAUCAAUUAUUGGAUCUAUUUUCAUUGGAUAACGGAAAAGAGAAGAGGACAGAUCACCAAGAGGACACUGCAUCGUCGAAACUUCCUGGCCUACCGGGAAUUAGCCGUUCUGUGCUAGAUAUUCUACCCGAACUUUGGGAACAGCAGCAAUACGACGACGAAUACGAUCUCGACUCAUUUUUAUCCACUCUGAAGGCUGAUAGCCAGUAAGCUUACCAGUACCUCUAUAAUUCAUUCAACGUAGAUUUAGAGCCCGGCAAAUUGUUCGCGUAGCUCCAAGAUCGCACAUGAUAUCAAAUGGAAAAUACUGUAGAAGUUCCGGUUGUUAACUCUUAUAGUUUGAUAGUUAUAGCAUAUCCCAAUGGCCAAAAGCGAUCACAUAUAUAUAUAUAUAUACAUAUAUAUAUAUAUAUAUAUAUAUACAUAUAUAUAUAUAUAUAUAUAUAUAUAUAUAUAUAUAUAUAUAUACAUAUAUACAUAUAAUUUACGUAAUAAUAAAAACUACGCCUGAUUAAGAGUUAACAAAUCUAGCUCUGUUAACAAUGGAACAAGUUGUUAAUCAUUAACAAUAAGGAAAAUGACAUUACCGUC
Solenopsis invicta (red fire ant) is the source of this 6281-nucleotide messenger RNA. It is a transcript of the gene Hel89B, whose product is annotated as TATA-binding protein-associated factor 172. The record is from RefSeq and is a predicted model, not a curated record. The transcript has 15 exons. Lineage: Eukaryota; Metazoa; Arthropoda; Insecta; Hymenoptera; Formicidae. Gene Ontology annotation, molecular function: TBP-class protein binding; ATP hydrolysis activity; ATP binding. The coding region runs from base 210 to 5900 and encodes 1896 amino acids.